Messenger RNA from Puntigrus tetrazona (Sumatra barb), 5042 nucleotides. RefSeq names its product anillin, actin binding protein (gene anln). Lineage: Eukaryota; Metazoa; Chordata; Actinopteri; Cypriniformes; Cyprinidae. Gene Ontology annotation, biological process: mitotic cytokinesis; septin ring organization; actomyosin contractile ring assembly. The coding region runs from base 231 to 3782 and encodes 1183 amino acids. Gene Ontology annotation, cellular component: actomyosin contractile ring. The transcript is spliced from 25 exons. The record is from RefSeq and is a predicted model, not a curated record.
UGAGUUAACGGACUGGGCUCUCAUUGGUUCAGCUCGUGUGCGGUGACGUGUCUGCGACCGUUGGCUGCAGUGAGAAGUGAGCAAGCGCUAAAUUCAAAAUUUUCAAACAGCUGAGGAGCGCGUGGCGUGAGAGAGAGAGCGGAGAGACUUGAACUCCCUCACCAGGCAAAUAAAGAAUAAAAACAAAGAGGAUUGAGCUUUAAUUUAAGUUUAUCGUAGUGUAUACCAGGAUGGACCCAUUCACGGAGAAACUUUUAGAGCGCACACGAGCUCGUAGAGAAAAUCUGCAGAGGAAAAUGGCAGAGAGACCAACGGCGGCCAACCGUCCAAUGGCUAAAAGAUCAAGGGAGCCACUCACAGACACAAACAGUGUCAUAAGUGAGCCGACCAUUGAAAAAGCACUACCCUCUUCCAAACCAUCACCCUCAAAGCGUCGCUGUUCAGAUGAAAAUACUCUUCUUUCUGGAGAAGAAAACAAACACCCACCAACGGCCCUGCAAGUGACAGCCUCUGAGCCUAUGACGGACAAGAAACCACCUCUGGUUCCAAGCAUCGUUCGUCCCAUGCCUGUAGAGCAAAGGUCUGCUCUUUGUACACCAGAACCAGAAGUGCUGGCCACUCGGCCUCCUCCAGACACUGAAAAGACGCACCCUCCUCAAUCUCCAGCAAAAAGCAUAGCUAGUGCAAUGAAGCACACUGCUCUAGAGGGAGCCAAAGAGGCACAGAAAGAUGCACCAACCCCAGGCGUCUCCAACAUGAGAUCUCGUCUACAGAGACUGGCUGAGCAAAGGCAUUACUGGGACUCUGAGGGAACCGCAGAAACUGUCCCAGAAAAGGUAGUUGUAUCUCCUCUGAAGUCGCACAAAGUGGAUCUCCCUCCUGCUACACCAACAAACUCUGAGCUUCGUUCUGGAAGAAAGGGUAGACUGGCAAACCUUGCCGCCACAAUCGGUUCCUGGGAAGAUGACCUUGGACACCCGCCCACUCGCUGGGACAAUGCACAAGCAAAGCCUGGCACGGCCUGUGUGCGCCCUCCAGUCAGUACAGUGAUGAGUAACAAUACCAAGCCAAGUCCUGCUGUCGAACGGCCUCAGACUGCCCGACCAGCUCUUCACAAAUCUGUCGACAGCGGUCCGCAGCCAGCAGUUUACUCUCCAGUCAAGUCAACCAGAGUGGUUCCUCCUAUUGCUCAGAAGACAGAGUUUCCUCAGCCCAGACCUGCUCAAGCCGAUUCCUCUCCUGUUUCCAGCCCACUGAAGAUUUAUCCCUCUACCCAGUCCUCCAGUCCACUUAAAUCUUUGACAGCAUCUCCCUCCAGUCCCCACAGAGGUUACGUCUCUCAGAGCCCCCUGAAGAACCAGGGUCCAUCUAAAUCGAGUUCUGCAGCAGCAUUUAAUUCAAGCCCUGCAAAACCGAUUCUGACACCUAAACCCUCUUCUACUGCUGAUGUUUCUAUCAUACCUCAGUCUCGUGAGAGGUUUACCAAGGACACGACACCCUUACAGCACAGAGGCCCAGCAGGAACUACUGGUGUCAAGUCAUUUUUGGAGCGUUUUGGAGAAAGGUGCCAGGAGCGCAACCAGAAUUCACCUUCUGCCUCAGGAGGUCAAGGACACACGCCUUUGGCUACUCCAUCUGCCACCCCCAAGUCCAGACUGCUCCAGGAGAGGCUGGUGUGCUCCCAGGUCACCUCCACCACAGCUGUUCUCGCUCAGCAGCAGAAAAUGGAGCGAGAGGCAGAGUUGGCACAAAUUCGUAAUCGCUUUCAAAAAGGCAACAUGUUAAGGAGCAAAGAGGAUGUCAGUGAGGUCAGGAGUGACCCUGAAAACAAGGAAACAGAACUGUCUGUACAAACUUCUGUGCCAGUGCUUGAUAAUGAGCCUGAAGUACUCAACAGCCCUUCUAAAUCUAGUGAAAAAGGCAAGGAGUGUGCUUUUCCAAGCCCAGUAAAGGAAGGAAAUAUUACAGGAAAGAUGCCUAUGGUGAAAGAGCAAGAGGAAGUGAAAGAAAUAGAUGAAGAGCGUGAGAUUGAGAUGAACGUGGAUGGCUCUGUUAACUCUGAGGUGAUAAAUGAGCUGUUUGAUGGAGUCCUGGAGGAGAGCGAGGAGCAAAGUGACGAGGAGGAUGCAGAUGAUGCUCUGAAUAUCUCCUCCAUGUCUCUCCUUGCUCCACUUGCAGAGACUGUAGCAGCUGUGGUCCAGAGCCCAGAAAGAAAGCCUAUGACAUCAACUCCAGCCAGCUCGUUUAUUGAGAAGAGUUCUACCCCUGAGAAUGUUUCCAGACCAAGUAAGUUCCAAAGGACACGCAUGUUACGAGCUGGAUCACCUGACGGCAUCGAUGUCGUAGAUGAGCAGCAAAACCAGAACCUUCUCUACAGCAUUGAUGCCUACAGAUCCACGAGGGUUAAGACUGAGUCAGAGAGACCUCAUGUUAAACAGGUGAUUGUGAGGAAAGAGGAAGUAUCUCAGAGAAUGGAGAACAAUGGGAGCUCCAGUCACAUCAACAUCAAGCAGAAAAUGAAGAUGUUGACCAAUGAGAUGAACCUGCAGCAGACCGUGAUCCAUCAGGCUAGUCAGGCUCUCAACUGCUGCACAGAUGAGGAACAUGGAAAAGGAUCUCAAGUGGAGGCUGAGGCUGAAAGACUGCUGCUUAUUGCCACUGAAAGGAGGGCUGCCCUGAAGGCUGAACUGGACCGACUAAAAGCAGAGGGUCCAGCAGCUCAAAAGAGAAGCACUAGCGGUGCCCAGGUGGAUAUGGGUAUACCUGCUUCUAAAGGGUCAAUUUCACUGCUGGAGCUGCGACUUCCUCUAAAGGCUGACUUUAUCUGUUCUUCUGCCAGCAAGCCUGAAUGUGGAAACCAUUACUUCUUUGUGAUGAUCCGUGCCGGAGCUGAGAACACCGUGGCGACUCCUCUAGCAAGCACACGCACUGGUCUAAGUGGCGACGCUUUGACAUUCUCCACCAGAUUCACCCUGUCUGACGUAUCCAAUGAUUUUGAGAUUGAUAUUGAGGUCUACUGUUUUCUUCAGAAACGAGAGCUGAACCCUGACAAGAGGAAAAAGCCUAACAAGUCAAAGGCUAUCACACCAAAAAGGUUCCUUGCUAUCUCUAAGAGCAACCUCCAAACACCUGUUGUGGCUAGCCCCGGUGGUCCAAAUGCAGUGCGCACCAGUAGCUUUGUACUUGUCGGAUCCCACAAGCUGAGUCUUUCCUCUAUUGGGAGAAAUAAAUUCCCGCUGGAGAAGAUCAAAUAUGAAGGGGUUGAAAGAGAGCUGCUCAGUGACAUGUUUCACAAAAAGGUACCUUUCCUUUGUCCGUUGGAGGGGCACGUUUAUCUGAAAAUGCAGUGCGAGGUUGGCUCGCGGAUAACGGAAAGAGGCUUCCUGACUAUGUUUGAGGAUGUUAGUGGAUUUGGAGCCUGGCACAGGAGGUGGUGUGUCCUUUCAGGAUACUGCAUCUCUUUUUGGACAUACCCUGAUGAUGAAAAACGAAAGAAUCCAAUCGGUCGUGUUAACCUUGCCAAUUGUACUAGUCGUAAAGUAGAGCCUGCAAACAGAGAGUUCUGUGCCCGGCCCAAUACCUUUGAGCUCGUCACUGUGAGACCACAAAGAGAGGAUGACCGAGAGACCCUGGUCAGCCAGUGCAAGGACACGCUGUGUGUUACAAAGAACUGGCUGAGCGCCGACACUAAGGAUGAGAGGAACCUUUGGAUGCAGAAGCUCAACCAGAUUUUGACAGACCUGCGCACAUGGCAGCCAGAUUCAUGCUACAAACCCAUGUAAGCCUGACCUCUUCAGGCACCAAGGACCAAAAGUAUCCUAGUUUGACUUUCACAUUGACUGCAUAUAUUUCUGAUUUGGAAGUGCAAUACGGCGUCACAGUUACAGUGUUUACAGAUACAUUUUAAGAGUUCGCAAUUAUACGUUUGGACAAGUUAAAAGCCAUAAAUUGAGACAUUUCAAUUAAUUGACAAAAUGCUUUGCCUUACAAGGGUAUUCAGGUGUUUUUGAUCCUUUCAUCUGUGUAAUUUAGUGAGGAUUGUUUAAAGAUUAAUGAAAGUUGUUUGCUAUGUUAGACUGGUAUAUGUGUAUUUAAAUGUAUUGUGAACGACUGCUGUAGUCAGAUUUCUCAGAAUAUUUGUGGAGAAAGAUAGGAGGCAGUAUUUAAACCUUUCAAUGAACGACACAUUUAAUGUCAGUACUUUGUGGUGACAAAUUACAUUUUUAUAUUAAGUACUGCCAAGACCCACGAUCUGUUGUUAUAUUUGUAUAUUUGCUGUUAUAGGGCCGAGUUAAUUUUUUUUUUUUCCUUAAAUUUGAAGAUUUUGGGGGGGGAGGUUUGGUUGGAUUGGAGUCAUAAAAAUGUAUUUGUCAUUUUCAGAAGUACACCGUAGAGAGCUCACUUGGAUAAUGAAAGGGAAUUUUUUUAUUUUAUUUUAUUUUUUUGACAUUUUAUGAGCAGUGUUGGAACAAUCUGUGGUUAAAAAAAGCUGCAGACAAUGUAAAACAUUAGAUCCUUCCCUAUUUCACCAAAGCUCUUUUAGCUCAGUUUCUGGUAUAACACUGUUGAGGGAUAUGUGCCUUCAAACGAAUGCAAUUGUUAAUGAAAUGUUUUGUUUUUUUUGACCCAGGUGACUUAAUUGUGAGUUAUAUAUUUAUCAUGCACAGUCCCCAUUUUCUAUGCUCUCUACACCAUAUAUAUAUUAUAUAUUCUUGUGAGUUUUCUUUGUAAUUUUAUAUGAACAUUUUAUAACUUUUUAAUGGUUCUAACUAACUUUAGAUUCACGUAUCUAUGUCCAAAUGCGUUUGAAUAAGUGACAUUUACAAAAGCUUUUAAUCUACACUAAAUGUCGUAUUGUCUUGACAGAGACAAAUUUGUAAAACCUAUAAUACACGAUACCAAAAUUUAGCCCCAUCACUGUAGUAAUCUUAAGGCACUUUAGUGUUCUGGCUGUUUUGUUUAUAGUAUCUUAAAACACUCCGAAUGUGGCUUCCAUGUAUCACACAGAGCUGUGGUUUCAAUAAAACAAGCUUUUGACAACA